AUGACUCUGAACUUACUUUUCCAAUACACAUACAUACCAGCAGGUUCCCAGAAGGUGGGUUCCCAGAAUAAGAAGCCAGCCAUUAGGCGACACCUGAAGACGGUCCACCGUAACACUUCUGUGUAUGAAGACGUGGCCCGGCGCCUCCAGGAACAAAGCUAUGUUCGACACGCCCACCAAUGUCGCACCAAGUUCAAGGCUCUCAAGGUGGCUUACAAGAAGGCUCAGGCCGCAGUCUUGCGCUCUGGGACGGCCCCUCAAGGAUGUCCCUUUUAUGAAGAAAUGAAUCGGAUGCUACAGACCCAGGUCGCGACUGCCAGCCCUAAGCACCCGUUAGAGCAGGAGCAAGAGCAGCAGGGUGAUCCGAAUUAUUCCAAAUGGCAAGGUAGAGAUGGGGAGACUAGGAAGGAGCAGGAGGGAGUCCCGGAGGGGUGUCCACCUCAGCCCUACAAGCAGCAGCAGCCGCGGCGCCGGCCCGAGACUGAGCAUCUGCUUAAGGCCGAGGGAGUAGAGCGGCCAGGUGAUUUAAACCCAGAAAGCCAAUCUCCAGCCGAGGCAGGAAAUGACUGUAGCAAAAGCAGUCAUAACUCUGAGACUGGUUUCCAGAGAAAACCGGACCAAAGUCUGUCCCAAAGGGAGAUACUAUCACCACCAAGCCCACCAGCCCCAGUAGUGACCCCCAUCCUCUAUGGAACACUAUCUGGCCGGGUCCACCAGUUUCCACCAAGGGACCGCAAUUUCAGGAAGCACCAAACAGUAGCUGCCAUGAUUGCCUCCGAAAUGGCCGAGAAUCGCCGCCUGGUCAGUCAGCUGGCACGGGAGUCAGCGACUCAACUGCAGUGCCUUCUGGACCAGCACAAUGCACACAUGGCAGCCCUGGUUCAGAUGGCACAAGACAGUUAUGCUCAGCACCAAGAAGUAGUGGCUAUCUUGCAAGAUGUUGCAGAUGAUGUCCAUGAAGGAGUAGCAAAACUAUUGAGGUCUUCUGUUGACUACCUGGGUCAUAAGGAAUAA
Messenger RNA from Antechinus flavipes (yellow-footed antechinus), 1014 nucleotides. RefSeq names its product myb/SANT-like DNA-binding domain-containing protein 7. NCBI's taxonomy places the organism in Eukaryota, Metazoa, Chordata, Mammalia, Dasyuromorphia, Dasyuridae. The transcript is spliced from 3 exons. The record is from RefSeq and is a predicted model, not a curated record. Bases 1 to 1014 code for a protein of 337 amino acids.